UUCCCGCGGGCGGCGGGGAAAGUGGCGGCCGCAGCAAGAUGGCGGUGGCGGGCAAGGGAGUGGUGUCGGCCGCCGUGAAGCCAAUCUUCAGCCGGGACCUUGGCGAGGCGAAGCGGCGCGUCAGGGAACUGUACCGGGCCUGGUACCGCGAGGUGCCCAACACGGUGCACCUGUACCAGCUGGACAUCACGGUGAAACAGGGGCGUAACAAGGUGCGGGAGAUGUUCAUGAAGAAUGCCCACGUUACGGAUCCACGCGUGAUAGACAUGCUGGUUAUUAAGGGGAAAAUGGAGCUUCAAGAAACCAUUCAUGUCUGGAAGCAGAGGACUCACAUCAUGAGGUACUUCCACGAGACGGAAACCCCGCAACCUAAAGACUUUCUGUCCAAAUUCUAUGCGGGCCACAAUCCCUGAGAAACUGACUCUCUGUCUUCCUGCCUUAUAUUACAAAUAAAGUUCUAUACAGUAGAAAAAAAAAAAUCCAUACAAAGAGAUUCUGUAGCAUCUUAGAAGCCAAAUGACGAGAUUAAUCCAGAGCAUGUGCAAGUGAUUAUGAUCUGUUUGAAGAGCUGUAAUGUCCUUGUUUUGCCAAUGUGCAUUUUCAGUGGCUGGUAUUUAUCCCAUCACUUGACUUGGGGUGUCUGCUGAAUAACCACAACACAACCUGGCUGUGGGUCUUUGUGCUUAGCCUGCAGCCCCAUCUGUAGAUGCUAGCUCUGUGAGGAAAAGGGUGGGCCUUCAGAAGAGCCACUGUACUCACAAAAAUAUUCUUGUGCUUGAGGCACAUAUGUAUUCAUGCAGUGUCUUGCAGUUUCAUGCCAUGACUUUGCUGACCUUGUGUUUUUAUUGGACAUUAGUCUCAGUUUCUCACAGAGAAUAUAUAAAAUCCAAUAGGCAAAUAAAUCCUUCUGCAUUAAAACAUCA
Messenger RNA from Parus major (Great Tit), 923 nucleotides. RefSeq names its product NADH:ubiquinone oxidoreductase subunit A6 (gene NDUFA6). The record is from RefSeq and is a predicted model, not a curated record. The transcript is spliced from 3 exons. The coding region runs from base 39 to 413 and encodes 124 amino acids. Gene Ontology annotation, biological process: response to oxidative stress. Lineage: Eukaryota; Metazoa; Chordata; Aves; Passeriformes; Paridae.